This is a messenger RNA of Carassius auratus (goldfish), 2092 nucleotides long. Its product is annotated as GTPase IMAP family member 7-like. NCBI's taxonomy places the organism in Eukaryota, Metazoa, Chordata, Actinopteri, Cypriniformes, Cyprinidae. The transcript has 3 exons. The coding region runs from base 120 to 1040 and encodes 306 amino acids. The record is from RefSeq and is a predicted model, not a curated record. Gene Ontology annotation, molecular function: GTP binding.
UAAGAAGAACCGGUUAAAUAUAAUGAUUCGUUCGCAACCCGGAUAUCACUAGUUUCAAAAGCGGCCAUCACUACUUGAAAAAAUCGCCUCUUUUUAGAGCUGCGCAGUUGUUUUUCAACAUGGCGUCUUCAAGCGCUUCAAAAGAAACAAAGGAAAGAAGGGGAAGCUUUGAUUUAGGUCAUCCAAAUUUCUCCCAGACAAGGAUGGUGUUGGUUGGCAUCACUGGAGCAGGUAAAAGCUCUUCUGGAAACACCAUCCUGGGCAGAAGUGUCUUCAGAGCUGCAGAAAGUGGUUCAUCUGUAACCAAAGAGUGUAGUAAAGUGACUGAAAAUGUGGCAGGGAGGGAAAUCACUCUGGUAGAUACACCAGGCAUGUUUGACACAGAUAUUUCAGAGGAAGAGGUUCUAACACAGAAGAUCAGUAAGUGUUUAAAUAUGACGGCACCUGGACCUCACGCCAUCCUCCUGACCAUUCAGAUCGGUCCAUUUACUGAAGAGGAGAAACUCUCUGUGGAGAAGAUCAGAGCCAUAUUCGGAGAAGAAGCAGAUAAACACACAAUCGUCCUCUUCACUCACGGUGAUAAACUGGAACGCUCUAUUGAGGAACACAUCAGUGAAGCCGGCGAGGACCUGAAAGAAAUCCUGAGAUGCUGUGGGGGAAGAUAUCACGUCUUCAACAAUGAAGACAUGGAGGAUCGUAAUCAGGUUGUGGAGCUGCUGGAGAAGGUAGACGCCAUGGUCACAGCUAAUGGAGGACAAUAUUACACCAAUGAAUCUUACCAGGAUGUGGAGCGCAUGCUGAAAACUAAAGAAGAGGAACAGAGACGAGAAUAUGAGAACAAAUUACAAGAGAAAGAAAGAGUGCUGGAGGGCUUAUUUCCUCAACAGAAGCCGAAGCGGUGGAAAAGAUUGAACGAGUUCAAGCGUUAUUAUGAGGCAAAGCUUCGAGAGUUCAGACUGAAGGCAGAACAGACUUAUACUAAUGAUAAUAUACUGAUAAAGAUCAUUCAAAAGUUAAAAGGUCUCAAAGUCAAAUUUUAGUCAAAUGUGGGUUAUAUUUUCAGGCUUAAAAGGACUAUGCAGAGUGUAUAAUAUGUAAAUAAACAUUUGCUGAAUUGAAUUAUGAAACUUAAUUAUGUACAAAAUAUUUGAAUCCGGACCGUUGAAUUAUUAGAAAAAUACUGCACACCCGAGGUGAUGAUACGGUCACGACGCGAAGCGGAGUUACACCUCAGGUGUGCAUUAUUUUUCUAAUAAUUCAACGGUCCGGAUUCAAUUAUUCCGCUUAUACUACGGUUACCACACCUCAAGACAUCGAUCUGAUGAUAUAUUUAAAGGGAUUCGUCUGGUUUCUGUACUUAAAUCGCUAUUGUUAGUAGGACUAUUUCUUCCGAAUCUCAUUCAGUGCCUCUUUUGCUAGUACCAAAAUGUCAUUUUAAAGCUGGUAAUGGAGGCUUGAGCCGUUGAUAGCAAUCUAAUGCAGUUAUUAAUUAAGUUAUUAGAAAGAAAGCGAGAGCGACAGACACACACACACACACACACACAGAGAGAGAGAGAGAAAGAGAGAGAGAGAGAGAGAGAGAGAGAGAGCUUGUGUGAAUUAAGCAAACGUACCGUGCGUCUCUAAACACUCUUCUGCUGCAGCGUCUGUAAACAGCGCUUUUAUUACCCGCUAGUGAGAAAUGUCAUGUGUAAUCUUUAAAUUGCUGCACUAUAAAUGUAUAACUGAUAAAAUCAUCAGGGCAGUGCUGACGACACCUUCUUCCGCAAACUGCGUGACCGUUAUUACUGUUAACUAAGCGAAGUGAUAUGUAAUGCGGUCAACAGAGCUGCCUGGAACUACGUUCGCCGUGCGUUUCCCAGAAAAUAAUUGCACACCUCAGAACAUUCAUCAGCCAAUCAGAUUCAAGCAUUCAACGGACCCGUAGUAAUAAGUGAGAAUAUUUGAUGUCUUUACAGAUGGGAAUCACUAAUCAGUUUUAUGAUACUGUUAUACAACUGAACAUUACUGUUGUCAUUUAAACAAGACAACACAUUUUAUAUUCUUGUAGUGACAACAAAUAUCAAGUUUGAAAUAAAAUUUGUUUCAUCUG